Molecule: messenger RNA, 2627 nt
Organism: Cottoperca gobio
Lineage: Eukaryota; Metazoa; Chordata; Actinopteri; Perciformes; Bovichtidae
Gene: wdr70
Product: WD repeat domain 70
Exons: 18
Coding region: 93-2045 (650 amino acids)
Cellular component (GO): site of double-strand break; nucleus
Molecular function (GO): protein binding
Source: RefSeq, a predicted model, not a curated record
GACUCAGCUGAAAGCGCAGAAGAAGAAGAAGAAGAAGAAGAAGAAGAAGAAAGAACUUCCGGAGGUCAGAGGUAAUCUUCGUAUUUGAAAACAUGGACCCCAACAAAGUGGAUGAAGCAUCGGGCAAUUCGGGUGACGAUGGAGAAAUGGCAUCGGUCAUGGGAUUCUCCGGGUUUGGUAAGAAGGCCCGCACAUUUGACCUAGAUGCCAUUUUUGAACACACCCGCCGAACCGCCAUUGAGAGGAGGCAGCGUGUAUUAGAGGAGCGGAAGAAGGAUGAUCAGAUGCAGGAGGAAGGGGAAAGCUCCAAAGCAGUCAAACCAUCAGUCCUCGCUCCGAGAGAUAACGCUGCAGCUGCUACUUCCAGGAAACAGGAGAGUGGGAGCAGUAGUGACAGUGGUUCGGACUCGGACUCGGACUCGGAGCUUAUUGGUCCUCCACUGCCUCCCCAAUAUACAGCCCAGGACGACGACGGUGACCUUGUGCGACCUCCUCGUCCAUCAGGCAGCACCGCUCACAGUGAUGAUGAUGAUGAUGAUGAGGAGGAGGAGGAACAAGACGACGACGAUGACAAUCCAGUGAAGAAAAUUCCAGACACUCAUGAGAUCACUCUGCAGCACGGCACCAGGACGGUAUCAGCUCUGGCCUUGGACCCCUCUGGAGCCCGUCUGGUGACUGGCGGGUAUGACUAUGAUGUGCGCUUCUGGGAUUUUGCCGGGAUGGACCAGGCUCUGCAGGCCUUCCGAUCCCUCCAGCCCUGCGAGUGCCACCAGAUCACAUCCCUGCAGUACAGCAACACUGGUGAUGUCAUCCUGGUGGUUUCUGGCAAUGCACAGGCCAAGGUGUUGGACCGUGAUGGUUUCAAUGUCAUGGAGUGUGUGAAGGGAGACCAGUACAUUGUGGAUAUGGCCAAAACUAAGGGCCACACUGCUAUGCUGAACAGUGGCUGUUGGCAUCCCAAGAUUAAAGAAGAGUUCAUGACUUGCUCCAACGAUGGCACUGUGCGCACAUGGGACCUGAGCUCGGAGAAGAAGCACAAGUCUGUGUUCAAACCGCGUUCCUUCCAGGGGAAGAAGGUCGUCCCCACAUGCUGCACCUACAGCCGUGAUGGGAAGCUCAUUGCAGCAGGCUGCCAGGAUGGCACCAUCCAGAUCUGGGACAGAAACCUCAGCGUCCAUACGAAGUUUCACUGUCGGCAAGCACACAUUCCAGGAUCAGACACCUCCUCCAUCUGCUUUUCCUACGAUGGCGUGACUCUGGCUUCACGGGGAGGUGAUGACACUAUGAAGUUGUGGGAUAUACGUAACUUCAAGAAGCCCGUGAAUGUAGCUACUGGACUGCCCAACAACUUUACAAUGACCGACUGCUGUUUUAGCCCUGACGAUAAGCUUCUUGUAACGGGGACCUCUAUGAAGAAAGACCAGGGAAAUGGGAAAUUGGUUUUCUUUGACCGAGCUUCCUUUCAGAGGGUCUAUGAAAUAGAAGUCACCAACGCAAGCGUUGUCCGCUGCCUGUGGCACCCAAAGCUUAACCAGAUAAUGGUGGGAACCGGGAAUGGACUGGCCAAGGUCUACUAUGACCCGGUUAAGAGCCACAGGGGGGCUAAGCUGUGCGUCGUGAAGAACCAGCGGAAAGAGAGACAAGCAGAGACCCUAACACAAGAUUACAUCAUCACACCUCAUGCCUUACCCAUGUUCAGAGAGGCCCGGCAGCGGAGUACACGGAAACAGCUGGAGAAGGACCGCCUUGACCCGAAGAAGUCCCACAAACCUGAGCCUCCCGUGUCCGGACCAGGUCGUGGAGGAAGAGUAGCAGCUCAUGGUGGAACUCUGUCCUCCUUCAUCGUGAAGAACAUUGCUUUAGAUAAAACCGACGACAGCAACCCGCGACAGGCGAUCCUACGUCACGCCAAGGAAGCUUCAGAUAACCCUUACUGGGUCGCUCCGGCUUACACACAUACCCAGCCAGAGCCAUUGUUUGCAGAGGAUUCAGAGGAGGACGAGGAAGCUGAGAAGGAACCCGAGUGGAAGAAACGCAAGAUCUGAGGCGCCUCGACGGCAGCUCAUAUUAUAUAGGAUAAGCAGACAGGGUGGGCUAGUGUUUGUAUAUAUUUCACAGUAACCACGAGGUCUCGAGAUCAAUCCCAGAACACCGAGUUACUGUCAGAAACGUGCAUUAGAGCAUCAGUUAAAUUACCAAAUUGUUACGUCUCUGUCCUCCCUCGUAAUGUUUGCAUACAUGUAUUUAUGUGCGUCCUUCUGUGUUAAGGGGUAGCGCAUAAAUGUUCAGGCAUUUUUACUGCGCAAGCAUACUAUAGUUUUAUACACUUUUAUGUUUCCCCCUCAUUGCAAUUCAUCAACUUUGGGAAGAACUUGGCUUUUUAUGUCUGUUUUGAUUAUAAGGACUUAAUUUUCAUCAUUUCUAUCGUCCGAUCCUCCCACAGCUCCAGAGUUUGCUAAUGCCUCAUAAAUUGUCUCCAGAUUGUUGUGGUCUGGUUGUGUUCAUCAACUAUGAAGCACAGUUUAUUAGUUUGUAAAAAGUAAAUUGCAAAGAAGUACCGGUACACAAACUUCCAGCCAAUUCUCCUCUCUUUUUUCUUUUUUUAAUAAAUAAGGGUUUGCAGUUUU